GGGACGAGCAUCAGGAGUCGUCCGAAGACCAGCACCUGUCGAUGAUCAUAUUCCAACUUCCCCGUUAUUGGAAACAAGAAGUAACAACAGAGAGGAACUCCAAGGUACGUCUCCUUCAGCUAGUCAACUGGCGCAACUAUUCAGGAAUAGAAGCAACAGUCCCCAACGUUCUGAAAGACAGGAAGGACUCUAUCGGGGGGAAGCCGAUGUUAAGGGUAGACUAUAAUCACUAUCCCGUGGGUCCUCCACUAUGCUGAGUGGGGUCAAGGGUAGACUAUAAUCACUAUCCCGUGUGGACUAUGCUGGGUCAAGGGCUAUAAUCACUAUCCCGUGUAGACUAUAAUCACUAUCCCGUGUGGACUAUGCUGAGUGUUUGUGGCGUCAAGUCCUCCUUUGAUUUCUUGAAGGGGAAAGAAGAAGCUAACUGAGGGGAAAAGAGGGCACUCCACUCGACUCGGGAUAGUGAGAAACUACCUCUAACAAUGGCCUAAGUGAAAAUCCUACGGCCAGACUCGGUCCGCUUCGCAGUCUUCUUAUGAGGUCAGGACUCAUGUCUGUUUUCAGCGACUAAAAAAGGAAAACUGACGAGAAGUGUAUGUCUGUUUUCAGCGACUAAAAAAGGAAAACUGACGAGAAGUGUUGAAUAGAAAACUCGUAAGGAGUCACUUACCUCUUUGAUGGGCCUUUGAGAACUCUCUAAUCUUCUUGUCGAUUCGCAGACUUUUUACAACGAAGGGUCCUCUCCGGCAAACCAGCAGGCCGCUAGACGAAGAGCAAGCACGGAUCCACGAGGCCCCAUGGCUUUCCGUCUCAACUUUGAUACCAGUACAAAGUACUGCCCACCCGUGGCUCAUUUUUUCGAAGCAGUGUCUCAAGCACAAGAGUUGCAAGAAGUGGUACAAGAAUUGGCACAACUUUACCGCAAAGGAGAUUACACUCAAGCCUUGAAAAAGAGUGGAGGGAAGUGGUUGAGUUCUGUAAUCUCUCGCUUUUUUGACGCCGUGCAGGUGUCAGCCAGGUUCUUGAGCAAUACGCAUGAGUGGGAACAUUAUGGUUGUAUUUGCAUUUUCAGCAUUGGUUAUCGUGUCAGACUAGAGGUUCUUGCCCAUUCUAAAAAACGAGAAUAUCCAAGGAUCUGCGUGGAACCAUUCCCGGCGCACGUGAGCCUAAUCGUAAGGGCCGUAAUCGUAAGGGAUCGAGUGGCGAUCACAUGGAGGGCCCGAGUACCAGAUUGUUGAGCACUGUAAAUGAGAAAGAAGACGAGAUGAAUGUUGUAAAAAGUGCUGCUCUCGCAACAGAUUUUAAAAGGGAUGUCGAAGGUCGUGACACUCAUGGCUCCUCUUCCUCGUCAUCAACUGCACAAGGCGUUCUUGCACAUAAUCGCAAUAUCGAAACAACAGGCCGCCAUCAGCCUGUACUGUCUUCGUCAUCUGCAGCCAUAACAGCCAGUAUGCCUACUCCAUAUUACAAUAGCGCUGGUGUCAACAACCACGAGGGAAUCUUUCCCUCUACUGCGGCUGGUAGCAGUGCUAUUGAUGUUCCAUACGUCACUACUGUGGCAGAAGAAAGCACCCGUCGACCGCACCAGGUUUACAUUCCUGCCCUGCUACAGGCGGAUCAGGACGAAAAGCUGGGAGCUUUGCUCAGACCGUGGAGUUUCUCGAGACAAAGAUUUCUCUACUUAGCAACGCCAACUUUGGGACAAGGACAGGGACAGACGGAGAAGAAAGAGUUAAGAAUUCAUUCACUUAUGAGUUUACUAUUUGAGGACUAAGAAGAAAGGGAAGCGCAGGAACAGACGGAGAAGAACGAGUUAAGAAUUCAUAUCGUCCUUGAGUUCAAGUACUAUUUGAGGACUUGUUGAGAAGCAGGUUGUGGAGAUCUUCAUGCUAUCAAUCUUUUAGCUCUAAAUAUCUCUCCGGCAAAAGCGAAGUGGACCGGGGGAGCCUUCUCCUUCCAAAGUACAUCAGUACGUCCGAAAGCAGGAGCAACAAUACAUUCUCACAUUGACGACCAUGAACCUUGGGAAGGAACUACAGAACAACCAAGUUUUGCCGCAGAUCCUAGUACCGAACAACCUACCGUCGAACAGGAGGAACAUCCUCCCCGCGAAAGUCAUGGCUCACCGUUUUAUUUCGAGGUGUUGCAUCAGAGUUGUUUUCCUCGCAUGAACAAGCUUGAACAUGGGGAAAUUUUCGGCACACUUGCGGACAGAUGGGACUCGGAACAUUUGUUGAAGCCAAGAUUUUUUUUUGUCAGGGCAUUAGAAGCUGUCGAGAAGAGCAGGACAGAGCGUGGAAGAGGAAAUGCUGUUGCUGGAGCUUUACCGCAAUUCCACAUUCUGCGUGCAUUAAAGAAGAAGCUGAUGAACGCACUGCUCGUCGUUCUAAAGGAAAAGUCUUGCAAUUUCCCGACUGUGAAGACGGAAGACGCCGAACAAUUCGAUGUGGAUAAUGUGAUGCAAAUGGGCAUCGAACUAAGCAGGUUGUGGGACUACGACGAAGACAACCAUAAUUAUGAAAGGAAGAGUUUUUGUUGUUCAUCGAAGAGUUUUUGUUGUUCAUCGAAGAGUUUUUGUUGUUCAUUAUUUAAAUUUAAAUUAAGCGAUAUCAAUCAAGUAUCUUUUUUUUGACUAUCUAAGGUUUACUCGCUUAUUAGCAAUAGAUUGUAGUGAUUGAAGCGAUAUUAGUGAUUGAAGCGAUACUAAUAUUGUACUAGUGGUCAUUUAUUUGAGUUGAUGUUAGCCACACAUUGAGAUUUGAGAAUCGAAGAUCAAUGAAUCGCUUUUUGCUUCCUUUCUGAGAUUUCUAACACACCAGAGACAUCCUCAAAAAGAUUGAGGAAACCGGUGGCGCCAAGUAUUUCUCGCAAGACGAAAGAGGCGCCUUGGAAUAUCAGAGAAUGGUGAAGUUCCAUCUGUUUCCUUUGGGAUCGGCUCUUCUGGAAAUCCUAGCAACCGAAAAGGAAUACUUCCGGAAAAGCAAAAUCGUCGAAAAUCCUUUGGGGUAUUGGGGAAAAUGGGGCGGUCAAGGACAGAAAAUUUUUGAUGAUGAGGGCGAAGUCGAGUGGAAAGGACAAGGACAGAAACUUGUGGGGGAGGGCGAAAGUGUCCCCGUUUAAGUAUCUUUACUCAUAGGUUCUAACGAUUAUAGCAUUAUAGAAGAUAUUAAUGAAGAUACAGAUAGUACUCAUGGAGUGAGGACAAUUCUAAAGACACUAGAGGGUAUCAAUCUUCGUAUGCGCACCUCCAGACCAAAAAUGUGACAAAAUAUACUGAUUUCUUGAUGCGCAUCUUCAGACUUUUUCAUGUUCCUGGUAUAAAUUGCACGAGAACUCUAUUUACAUUAUUCGAGAAACUGAAAUAAGCAAGUAACUGAUCAGAAUAACCGAGAGACUGAUGAGAAGGAAGAGUAGCCUUGACGUUAAGCUACGCCCCUUAUUUCAGUCAGUAACUCGGUUAUUUCAGUUUUUCGCGUAGGUCCUCUGAUAUGCAUGUUGAUGCAUGAAAAUCGCUUUUGCAUCAAAUUAAGUAAUGAGCUUCCACCAACAAGCGCCAAUACUGUGUCGUGAUCGUAGAGCGAAACUGUACUCCUUUGUGGUUGAGAAUAAAUAUCCAAGCAGUCCUCUACGCAUACGCAUAUCAUGGUCAAGAAAAAACCAUAUGGCUCGACUUGGUAGAAGAUACAAAAGUCUUCAACUUGGUAGAAGAAAUGCUCAACACGCAUUUCUCUCACCACUUACAGGAGACGGUCACGCCAUGACCUUGUUGUUGCGCCUCGGGAAGCUUCAAUAACUCAAAUCCAAUCUAAUGCUCUCUCAAGCGUACUUAUGCGAAGUAAGCAGUUGAUCG
Messenger RNA from Amoebophrya sp. A25, 3850 nucleotides. The record is from the annotation of a GenBank genome assembly. NCBI's taxonomy places the organism in Eukaryota, Dinophyceae, Syndiniales, Amoebophryaceae.